AUGAGUUCCAUUCAAGACUUGCUAAAUCCAGUCGAGGAGUCCAGCCCUACUCGCGCGGAUUCGCAGACGAGUCGACCCCACGAGGCGGCGGCUGAACUGGACGAACGUUCCAAGAAACCAAAAACCUCCAAGGAUAGUGCUGUCUUUCGACCCGGUCCCAUUCAGGGCGAGCUACGCUAUCCUCCCUGUGAAGACCGGACUCCAUUUCUGGAAGAGGAGCAUCGCAAAGCCAAUCUGACUCCCUUUGGCAAUAUCGCCGACUUUCCUCGCCACAUCCCCUACUCCAGUGAGAAGAAGACCUUCUGGGAGAAAACUGGACGUGACAGCUUCAAUGUCUUCCAGUACACCUUCCAGCGCAACGGUGAGGACAAACCGUGGACUGUGACCUGGGACUACAACAUUGGUCUGGUUCGCAUGACCCAUCUGUUCAAGUGCCUGAACCACCAAAAGACAACACCAGGCAAAGUUCUGAACAGCAACCACGGUCUCCGCGAUAUCAGCCACAGUAUCACCGGGGGCUCACUUGCCGCUCAAGGUUACUGGAUGCCCUUCAAAGCUGCCAAGGCCCUCGCUGCCACCUUUUGCUGGGACAUCCGCUUCCUGCUCACUCCCGUCUUUGGCCUCGACUUCCCCGGCAUCUGCGUCUCUCCCACCGAUCAUCUCAACUACAAGCGGAUGAUCAUCGAUCCGGCCAUUGUACGGGAGGCCGCCGAAGAAGCUCGUCGCUACCGGCUACUGGAGCAGCGACCUGACCGCGAGGAGUCGACCGCCUCGUAUCCCCUCGUUCCCCGGAACCUCAAGCGAGUCCGGGACACAUACACUCCCGACUCGUGGGAGUACUCCUCGGUCUCGAGCAAGGUCGCCCGGUACCGAUACGACGACAGCGUCGGGAGCGUCCGCGGUUCGUCCACCGAACCCUACCUUGGCUCGCCUCAGAGUCCCCCCCCACGACAAGGGUUCACACCCAUCAACCGGGCCCCCGACUCAGUCCGCGACUCCCAAGGCUGGCCCAAGAUCACGGGUGCUCACAAGACAGGAGACGCCAGGCUGAGAGCUGAGGGACGUGAGUCGAACACGACCUUGUCGACGACCUCGCAGUUCGACGCUCGGCACCAGUCGUCCUUCCAGCACCGGGCUAGUCUAGCUCGGUACCCUGAUGAUACAGAGCCCGAGAUAGGUGAGGAUCUUCUGACCUCGUCAGAGGACGAAUCUCUCGUCGAGGGUGACCGAGAGCACCGUGGGUCCCGUCAGCAUCCAUCGCCCGGCAACAGUGAAGCCCCCCGAAAUCCAAGCGAGGCAAGCCAAUACUCCUCGCACACGCACCAAGUAGGGCAGAGUGAUCGAGCCAUGCCCCGAUCUGUUCAAUUCGGUCGGUUAGUCACGGCAGCUCAGGCUCUGCUUGAGAUGCAUAUGACGGGGGCUUCUCCGAAGGGCAGUGAUGGAGAGGGCUCUGCCGGGGGUUCGCCUACGGAGGAUGACUCGGAGCAUUCGGGCCCUAGACGGCGCCGAUACUCCAUUUGA
Penicillium oxalicum is the source of this 1521-nucleotide messenger RNA. RefSeq lists its product as uncharacterized. Gene Ontology annotation, molecular function: DNA binding. The record is from RefSeq and is a predicted model, not a curated record. NCBI's taxonomy places the organism in Eukaryota, Fungi, Ascomycota, Eurotiomycetes, Eurotiales, Aspergillaceae. The transcript has 4 exons. The coding region runs from base 1 to 1521 and encodes 506 amino acids.